AUGGGCUUCUUCAAGCAUCUGGCAACUGUAAUCGGCGUGCUAUGGCAGAUCGCCACUUUCAUUUUCGGCGUUGGGGAAGAGUUCAAGAACCUGCGACAUAUGUUGCUCCGGCUUCCUGCAGGUGGUGUCAACGACACACAUAGUACUCUCGUCAUCAACGAACCCGCUUGGGCGGUUUUCACUUCGACGACACAGAGCCACCUUGUGAUCUGUGUGAUGAUUGCUGGUAUAUUACUAUCUUGCACAAUUGUGGCGGUCUCGGGCAAUCUCAUCAAGGCUUCGAUGUUGAUACAGACUUUGGCCUUCUUCAUGGCUUCAUCUGCCAUUAGCACUCUUAUAGGCGGUUUCGUUUUCUUCUGCUCGUUUGGUCUCAUCGGCCAGGGUGGGCUCGAGACAUGGGGUUGCGCCGUACGAUGGCUGGAUGCGUAUAAUGCUUCUUGUUGGCGUCGAUUCUGGGUGGAACGCGCUUAUGCAUUUGUUAAAGAGCAGACCAUCCUAUCACUGGCAUUUCUGAUUCCCCUUGCGGUCAAAGGCCUGCUUCAAAUUACCAGCAAAUCCCAUGGCGCUACCUGCCUGGAUCAAGGUUGCAGAUUGGCCAUCUUCAUUGUGGGGGCAGUUUGGUCUGGCUUCAAUCUUAUUCGCAUAUGCCUUAUCUGGAUCACAUUCUGUGCCUGGUUUCGUAAUGUCCCCACUAGAACUGCUAUAUCAGCUGCUACAACUACUCAUGACAACAAUCGCAACGUUGGCAAUCCACUUCCUCCUCCUGGUGGUCCACCUCCUCGCAAUCUACCUCCCGGCGGUCCACCUCGCAACACUCGACCUCGCAGCGGUUCACCUCCUGGCAAUCUACCUCCCGGUGGUCUAUCUGGCAAUCCAGAACUAGGCGGUCCACCUCGAUCUCGCAGCACUCGACCUCCUGACGGACCACCUCGCAGCACUCGACCUCACAGCAGUACACCUAGCAAUCUACCUCCCGGCGGUCCACCUCAAUCUCGCAGCACUCGACGUAGCAGCAGUCGACCUCCUAGCAAUCUACCUCCCGGCGGUCCACCUCAAUCUCGCAGCACUCGACCUUGCAGCAGUCGACCUCCUGGCAAUCUACCUCCUGGCGGUCUAUCUGGCAAUCCACAACUAGGCGGUCCAGCUCAAUCUCGCAGCAAUCUACCUCCUGGCGGUCCACCUCGAUCUCGCAGCACUCGACCUCCUGACAGCCCACCUCGCAGCACUCGACCUCCUGGCAGUCCACCUCGCAGCACUCGAAAUCGCAGCAGUCCACCUUCUAGCAAUCCACGACUAGGCGGUCCAGCUCAAUCUCGCAGCAAUCUACCUCCUGGCGGUCCACCUCGAUCUCGCAGCACUCGACCUCCUGACGGUCUACCUCGCAGCACUCGACCUCGCAGCACUCGACCUCGCAGCGGUCCACCUCCUGAAUCUUUGUGGUUGGGAUGA
This is a messenger RNA of Laccaria bicolor S238N-H82, 1449 nucleotides long. RefSeq lists its product as uncharacterized. NCBI's taxonomy places the organism in Eukaryota, Fungi, Basidiomycota, Agaricomycetes, Agaricales, Hydnangiaceae. The transcript has 4 exons. Bases 1 to 1449 code for a protein of 482 amino acids. The record is from RefSeq and is a predicted model, not a curated record.